Messenger RNA from Betta splendens (Siamese fighting fish), 2216 nucleotides. Its product is annotated as serine/threonine-protein phosphatase 4 catalytic subunit B. Gene Ontology annotation, molecular function: protein serine/threonine phosphatase activity. Gene Ontology annotation, biological process: peptidyl-serine dephosphorylation; double-strand break repair via homologous recombination. Lineage: Eukaryota; Metazoa; Chordata; Actinopteri; Anabantiformes; Osphronemidae. The record is from RefSeq and is a predicted model, not a curated record. Bases 332 to 1267 code for a protein of 311 amino acids. The transcript is spliced from 9 exons. Gene Ontology annotation, cellular component: cytoplasm; nucleus.
CGCCGCGCGUGCCAGGCACCGGAAGUGACAGCGGCGCCUUCAUGAGCACAACGACCGGCGAACGCCACAAGGGGGAAGAUCGGUGGCCGGGAAAACGGCGAUAGAGCACAGACGCGGAAUGAAACGCGCUGAAGUUUAAUCAUUCAUUUGCCGAUCCUAGCUCUGAGCAUCCUCCUGCUAACAGCCCAUCGUACAAGAGUUGAAAGGUCGUGUACACACGUCUUCCUAUAUCUUUUGUGUGUUGCGGCUGUUUGCUGAUCAGUGGCCGCAAAAGAACCCGUGUGUUUUUAGAAGAGGAGUGCGAAACCGUAGUGUUUAAGCAGCCCUCCCUAUGUGUGUGACUAUGGGGGACAUCAGUGACCUGGACCGACAGAUAGAGCAGCUCAGACGCUGUGAGCUCAUUAAGGAAAACGAAGUCAAAGCCCUGUGUGCCAAAGCCAGAGAGAUUCUGGUCGAAGAAAGCAAUGUUCAGAGAGUAGACUCUCCUGUCACUGUGUGUGGUGAUAUACAUGGUCAGUUCUAUGACUUGAAGGAGCUGUUUAGAGUUGGAGGAGAUGUGCCAGAGACAAAUUAUCUCUUCAUGGGGGAUUUUGUUGACCGGGGCUUCUACAGUGUUGAGACUUUCCUCCUUCUGCUAGCUCUUAAGGUGCGUUAUCCAGACAGGAUAACCUUGAUCCGGGGAAAUCACGAGUCUCGGCAAAUCACCCAGGUCUACGGCUUUUAUGACGAGUGUCUCCGCAAAUAUGGUUCAGUCACUGUUUGGAGAUACUGCACUGAGAUCUUUGACUAUUUGUCCCUUUCUGCCAUUAUUGAUGGAAAGAUCUUCUGCGUGCAUGGUGGCUUGUCUCCUUCUAUCCAGACAUUGGACCAAAUCCGAACCAUUGACCGCAAGCAGGAAGUUCCCCACGAUGGACCUAUGUGUGAUCUCCUGUGGUCAGACCCUGAAGACACCACUGGGUGGGGCGUGAGUCCCAGAGGCGCUGGAUAUUUGUUUGGCAGCGACGUAGUGGCCCAGUUCAACGCUGCCAAUGACAUCCACAUGAUCUGCCGAGCACACCAGCUGGUCAUGGAGGGCUACAAGUGGCACUUCAAUGAGACGGUGCUCACUGUGUGGUCGGCGCCCAACUACUGCUACAGGUGCGGCAAUGUGGCGGCCAUCUUGGAGCUGGAUGAACAUCUACAGCGGGAAUUCAUCAUAUUUGAAGCAGCACCACAAGAGACCAGAGGCAUCCCCUCCAAGAAGCCAGUAGCAGACUAUUUCCUGUGAAGUCUAUGAAGCAAACAGCCACAAUGUGUUGAGAUCUCGGGUACCAAUCGACACCACCUGGCCUCCAACCUGCUGCCGGGCUGUCCUGUCAGUCUGAACUCGCAGCAGUGAGACAGAAAACCUGCUGAACCCUCUGAAGCUCCUUAAAGCUUCACCUCUAAGAGCUGGAUUUAUGCCGUACUGCCUAAGCCUGACAGAGCAGUUACUGUGAUAGGUGUGAGGUGAGGUGGAACCUGGACCCAUGACUGUUGUCACUUCUUACUCUGUAGAGGGUCUGCUUCCAUUCUCACCUGCUUUCCUCCCCUCCUCUGUGGAUAUUCCCCCUCCUUUACUUAACCUUAACACCUGUAGUAUCUUUUCUCAUGAACAUUAUUUAGUUUUAGAGAUAUUGAGGUAUUUCAGAAGAGUUUGAUUUUUUUUUUAAUAAAAAUACACAGAUGCCCAAACACAGUUUUAUGAUCCAUUAAUUUGUUCUUUGCUUUUUUGUUGUAUAAUUGUUGCUGCCAGGAGAAAAUGCAAAACCACAGCCAUCCUUAUUCUGCUCUGAUGUUUCUGUUUGUCCUGUGUGUUUCCUAUUUAAUAUUCAGUGCUGCUGCUCAGUCAGCAGGAAUGUCAUUAGAUACCAAGCUAAAAUGACCAGCCUGUGGUAAUGUUCAGUGUCAGACGUGUUGAUUCACGAACCGGACUCUGUAACUGUUAGAGGACGUAGGUUGUGCUGCAUUAUUUAGAGGUGAAUCACACCCUACACCUGGUGGAUCAACAUGUCUGACACGGGUUACCUUUGGCUAAAUGUGUCUAAUACGCUGCAGAUUGAGUAAAUACCACACAGUGUAGUGACUAACGAGUCACAACAAGCCCCAACUUCCUCCUGCUAUUCUUUUUAAUCUACACGUUUCUGUAGGUCUGUCAAUUUUGAUAUUGCGAGAAUAAAGGUUUUGUAUGAAUGCCA